CCCUAAAAAAAUGGCGGGAAGAGGGUAAAGGCCAAGUACGAUCCCCGAUAUUUAAUCCAAUUUCAAAAUUAGGGCAAAGUUUCUUAAACCCUAGUACUACGCUAAUCACAUUUCCCCAAAUUUCUGGGGAAAAAAUGCUAAGAGGAAGAGAAAGCCUGAAAAGAAUCAUCGGAAAACGAAGGAGAUUUCUCCCUAAUCUCUCUCGCAUCCUCUCUUCUUCUUCCUCAUCAUCGUCGAAUUCUCUGAAAGUUGAAAAUGAUGAAAAGUUUAUAAUUAAUGAUUCUGCAAUUACAAAGGCAGAAUCGAAGAAAAUCGACGAUGAUUCAGAAGCUGUAACUUCUGGUAAUGAAUUCGUUAUUUGUCCAGUUUGUAGCAUUCAGAUUCGCAGCGACGAUCGCUCUGUUAAUUCACAUCUUGAUAUGUGUCUUGUCAGAAGCACAAAGCGAAAGCUGAGUCAAAGCACUCUUCUUCAGUUCAGCUUCUGCUCGAAACUCAAAGAUAAUAAGUGUGUGGAUGAGGGGGUUCUUGCUGAAACUAAUGUGAUUCAAGACAGUGAACCCAUGAAGAAUGAUAUUUCCCAGUUGGCCAGCAUUAGCAAUGAUAAAGCAACUUGUGCCAUAAGUCAAUGUGAAAUCAGUGGACCUGAUGAUGGAACCUCAUUGAAGUCAUCGUUAGCUUUAGAUUCUAUUUCACAACAGGAAGAUAGUUUAAACAUUGUUGAUGAUAGUAUAAAUGACAUGGUUGAUACUUAUUCUGUGGACCUUGAAUCUGGAGCAUCAAACUUUGAUAUGGAAGGAAUUCUUAGUGAGCUAUCUGGUAUGGUUUUUAAGACAUGCAUUGUGGGUCGUAAGUAUGUAGAUGCAGCAGAAAUUGUUUCUGGAGCUAGCAUUUAUUUUCUCAGAGACCCUACCAACAUUAAAGAUCCUAAUGCUAUCAAGGUUGUUUCUCCAGAUUCCGGCAGUGGAACAGUCCUAGGUUUUCUUCCUCGGGAAUUAGCUCAGUAUAUGUCUCCUUUGAUUGACAAGUAUCAGAUCAAUUUCAAGGGAGCCAUCACUUCAGUCCCGAAAAAUUCCCUGGAUAUUGUGCCUAUUGAGAUGAUGUGCCUAAAUACACCAUCUUGUAACGAAGUGGCAAAGGAUGACAUACCUAUGUUGAAUUCAUCAUGUAUAAAUAUUUUUCGUCUGAUGAAGUCUGGUGAGAUAUGUCCACAGAGCCCCAUAAAGUACCAGCAGAAUUUUAGGCUCAUGAUUGAAGAGGCUUUAAGGGGAAACCUUUGUCUUUUCACAGAUGCUGAGAAGUUAUUCUUAGAUUCUUUCAGCUCGAUGUCAGAUGACAGCCAAAGACUUUUUGUACGACUCUACACAAGAAAAGGACCAUGGUUUCGCAUAUCUAGUCUUACAUAUCCAGAAAUAUUGGAUUACCAACAAGCAGUUAAUGAGUUGUCAGAAGCAUCCUAUGUUUGUUCUUUUGGCUAUAAGAGUGAAAUUAUUGACAAUGUUCUGGAAGAACUUUUGCACAUUCUUACAGUGAAUGAGCUGUGUGAGAUCUUGAAAGUACUCAAAAAGGAUUUCAAAGUUGGUUUGAGGAAGAAGGAACUCAUUGAAUCACUUCAUUCUUCAUAUAAAGAUGGACUCUGUCCACUCCUCCCAAGUCUAUUGAUUGAUAGAACUUCAACAUGUGUUCGAAUUUCAUCGUUUGCUGAAUCUCUUCUGUGGCGUGUUCAGAGAUUAUUUUUCCUGGAUGGAGAGCAGGAUCUGUCUGCUUUCCUUCUAGUUGACUUGCGAAUACUUAAGUAUCCAGAGUACAAAUGUACUAUUUCCCAUCCAGUAUUCUUUGCCAGAAGUGAUUUGCUUGCUUAUGAAGAGGCCAUUGAAGUUGCACAAAUCAUGGACCAAUCCCUUGACGAAGGCAACUCGAAAUUGGUGUUACAAUGUAUAGAGAUAGCUGAAUUGCAAUUGUCAAACUAUAUUAGAAUUAAAGAUCAAUCAUUGCCUUUGGAAUCAAAGGCACCAUUUCUUCAGUGCUUUUCUGCAGCUUGGGUCAAUUCUAAAAUAGUCUUGCUUGGUGUUUCCUUCCAUGAACAAGAACGCAGGUACCAAGACGCCAUCAAAUUAUUGAAGCUGUUGCUCAACAGUUGUGCUUCUGAUGGAAGAAGGGGAUACUGGACGUUAAGAUUGUCAGUUGAUUUAGAGCACAUGGGCUGUAUUGAAGAGAGUCUCUGUGUUGCAGAAGAUGGGAUACUGGACCCUUGGGUUCGUGCUGGCUCAAGAAUGGCAUUGCAGAGGCGGGUCAUACGCUUGGGUAAGCCACCAAGGCGGUGGAAAGUCCCAGGCUAUGCUGCUUCUGUCAAAAGAAAGAUCACUGAGGUCCAUAUCCAAGGAAGACCACUGAAUGGAAAAGUAGGAAUGAAGAGCAGAUUUUAUGGUGAAGAUGGUGAGCAAUGUGGAGUAGAAGAGCUUGCUUUACAGUUCUAUGCUGGAGAAGGUGGUGGCUGGCAGGGUGUCCAUACAGAGAGUGGCAUUUGGCUGACUAUUUAUGGUCUUCUUAUGUGGGAUGUAAUUUUUUCAGAUGUACCAAAUACCUUCCGCACUAAAUUUCAGAAUGCACCUUUAGAUAUGGACAGUGACGAUUUCUAUGUUGCCAGAAAGAGUAUUAUUGAACUUCACUUGCAAAAGAUUCAUGAGGGUAUGGCUGAGGCUAUCCUCAUAAUGUCGUGGGAGUUGCAUUUUGGAACUCUUUGCAGGGGUGUUAAUUGGGAAAGGAAUUCACUUUCUGAGCUUCGUGCAGCUGUUACAUGCAUCGGUGGGCCUUGCCUAGCAAAUCUUUGCCGGCUUUUGGCUCAGGAUUACCGUAGUUGGACUAGUGGAAUGCCUGAUCUACUGUUAUGGCGCUUUCAUGGAGAGUACAAGGGUGAAGCGAAACUUGUUGAAGUCAAAGGCCCUAGAGAUCGACUCUCUGAACAACAGCGAGCAUGGUUGCUUACAUUGAUGGAUUGUGGUUUCACUGCAGAAGUCUGCAAAAUAAUCCCUCCUGCAGUGACAUGAAGUUGCUAAGUUGCUUACACAGGCACUUGAAAUUCAAUGAAUGUUCUAUCUCAGAGCUCAAUCAUUCUGUUGCAUUUUUGGUUGUGCUGAGACUAAGCGGAUAUUCGAAGUUCAGAAGUUGGCCUUCACAGAGAAGAUCAAAGUGAUGAUUGUUGUGAACAUUAUUUCUGCACCAGCUUGGAGCAGGGGAAGGAAAUGAAGCAUACAUCUUCUGUUACUUAAAUUGUAAUUUAGACCGGGUGUAGGGUUCACCUUUUACUUAUCUUUAAACCUUGCUAUAGUUACCUAGUGGGUAGUUUAUUAAUAUGAGAUUGAGUAUAUAUAGCAAAAUUUAAUUUGUAUAGCUGAGUUUGUUUGUAAUCUGCACUAAGUUUAUUUUAUCCAAAUUUCACAGUUUUUUUUAAUCUUUUUUCGACAAUUGUAAGUUGUAACCAAUUAUUAGGCCUCUAUUAAUCUUGCAACUGUUACUAGUUGGACCAUUGAUUUUUA
Molecule: messenger RNA, 3533 nt
Organism: Chenopodium quinoa (quinoa)
Lineage: Eukaryota; Viridiplantae; Streptophyta; Magnoliopsida; Caryophyllales; Amaranthaceae
Product: fanconi-associated nuclease 1 homolog
Exons: 14
Coding region: 135-3044 (969 amino acids)
Biological process (GO): interstrand cross-link repair
Cellular component (GO): nucleus
Molecular function (GO): zinc ion binding; hydrolase activity, acting on acid anhydrides, in phosphorus-containing anhydrides; 5'-flap endonuclease activity
Source: RefSeq, a predicted model, not a curated record